Paramecium octaurelia is the source of this 433-nucleotide messenger RNA. NCBI's taxonomy places the organism in Eukaryota, Ciliophora, Oligohymenophorea, Peniculida, Parameciidae. The record is from the annotation of a GenBank genome assembly.
UUUUGAAGCAUAAUCAGUCAAAGACUGGUUUCUGAAUACAACUAAUGGUCUUUAAGACCAAAUUCAUUUUCAGCUUUCUGAAAUACUAUAAGAAACUCACUUUUAUUAUACUUGAACUUGUGCUUGGGUUGAUUUUUAAUUAUAUAAUCUAAGCAUUGAGAAACUAUUGUAUUGCGAUUUUUCAAACUUAUUAAGAGUAUUAUUAAUCUUAAAUAUUAGAUCCUGCCACUUAUUAAUAGUUAUGCCUAAAUAUUAUUGAAUUAAGGAAUUUGGAACCAAAAACCAAUAAUUUAGUGAUUCUUAAAUUUGUAAUAAAGGCCCCUUCAGGUUAAGACUGUUGAAAAGCAAAUAUUUCAGAAAUAUUUGCUUGAUAUGGUUUUAUUGAAUUUCUUGUAAUCUUUUGAAAUUGUUGUACCUUUGUUUUUGAAAUUAG